AUGAAAACGAGGAAGACGGCUGUUUAUGAUGAGUCAAACAAUAUCACUCUUUCGUCUACUCCGCCAACCCCAGCAAGAACAACCUGGACGUUACUUAUCUACCUUACUGGACCCACAACGGGCUGUGUUGGAGGGGAAACGGUCUUUUAUCCUGAACUUGGCCCGGCAAAGAAGUUUUCAGGGAAAGGCAUUGACACAGACCCUAUCGUUGUUGACCUAGAAGUUGGCAUGGCUCUUUUGCACAAACACGGCCAGGACUGUCUCUUGCACGAAGGAAAGACGGUCAGAAAGGGCGAGAAAUGGGUCAUCAGAAGCGAUUUGUGUGUAAAGAGAUGA
Molecule: messenger RNA, 336 nt
Organism: Letharia columbiana
Lineage: Eukaryota; Fungi; Ascomycota; Lecanoromycetes; Lecanorales; Parmeliaceae
Exons: 2
Coding region: 1-336 (111 amino acids)
Source: RefSeq, a predicted model, not a curated record